Molecule: messenger RNA, 342 nt
Organism: Aureobasidium melanogenum CBS 110374
Lineage: Eukaryota; Fungi; Ascomycota; Dothideomycetes; Dothideales; Saccotheciaceae
Exons: 2
Coding region: 1-342 (113 amino acids)
Biological process (GO): mitochondrial respiratory chain complex IV assembly
Cellular component (GO): mitochondrial intermembrane space; respiratory chain complex IV; mitochondrion
Source: RefSeq, a predicted model, not a curated record
AUGGGUUGGUUCGGUUCAGACAAGCCCAACGCCCCCGAGGCACCCAAAGCAUCCGGCGACGGAGGUUUCAUUGCGCCUGACCGUAACAAGCGUGCACACUGCUGGGAAGCUCGCGACGCCUACUUUGCCUGCCUCGACAAGAACAACAUUAUCGACAGUGUGAAGCAGUCCGAGAAGGCAGAUAGUCUCUGCGCCCCAGAAUCGGCCAAGUUUGACCAGAACUGUGCCUCGAGUUGGGUGCAAUAUUUCAAGAAGAGAAGAGUCAUGGAGUACCAGCGCGACCAAACACUCAAGAGACUACAAGGCGAAGGUGCCAGCGACAUUGCCGUCCAGCAACAGUAA